Phialemonium atrogriseum is the source of this 3557-nucleotide messenger RNA. RefSeq names its product exocyst complex component Sec5-domain-containing protein. NCBI's taxonomy places the organism in Eukaryota, Fungi, Ascomycota, Sordariomycetes, Cephalothecales, Cephalothecaceae. The transcript has 3 exons. Gene Ontology annotation, cellular component: exocyst. The coding region runs from base 123 to 3299 and encodes 1058 amino acids. Gene Ontology annotation, biological process: Golgi to plasma membrane transport; exocytosis. The record is from RefSeq and is a predicted model, not a curated record.
AGUGACGCCAACACUGGACUAUACAUCGAAGCCUUGCUGAAGAUAUCAUAGUGCCCUCUGUCUUUCUUACGGCGCAGGGGGGGUUGGUCUACUCCUCUGCCAUACCAUUCAAUCCAGACAAGAUGGGGGACUUUGAGAGAACCGUCCUGGAGUUCUACCAGGUAUCCACGCCUUAUCCAGUGGAAUGGCCUGCAGACAAAAACAACAGCGAUGUCUCCGAUGACGAGACCACCAAGAGCAAGAUCAACAGGCGAAAGUCGAGAUAUCAGGCACUGGAGCGCGCAGUCAUCAACAGAGGCAGUGUUGUGCCUGGAUCAGAGAACUCAGGUAGUGGUGGGGUGGCAAACUUGGUGCAAAAGGAUGAACCAGAUCCUCUAGGGACAACGGACAGUGUUGUGAGGACGUUGAAGCAGAUGGGAUUGCCAUUACAAGAUGAUCCCCGACUUCGCAACCGGUUUCUCCUCUCCUCCACGACAUUCUCCCCCGCCUUGUUCUUGUCGCAGAUGCACGCCACCGCCGAUACCCAAUCGCUUCUAACAGGUCUUGACGCCCUUUCUAGAUCAAUCGAUCAGAAAUCAGCCUCCCUGAAGGUUCUUGUCGAGUCCAAUUUCGAACGAUUCGUCCGUGCAAAGGCCACCAUCGACAAUGUCUACAAAGAGAUGAAAUAUCGCGGAGCCGAUCCCACGCCAACCCGGAGCAAGGCCCACUCUCGCCAUGCUAGCAGGAACAGCUUCCGGGGAAAUACCGGGGUAAUGGGCCCUACUAGCCCCUUGACACCAAUGACGGACAGCCGUAAGAAGAAUGCGCUUGUCAAGGAGAGCGAGUACGGCGUUAUGGGCAUAAAGGCACCGCUACUGGACGUAUCAGCAAAGGCCGAGGAUGUUUGGGGCCCAGCGCUCGGCGGGAAGGAGAGAGAGGAAAACUUGAAGACAGUGUCCUCCUCGGUGGAUCGCUUCAAGGUCUACGUGGAGACGAGCUCAGCGAUAUCAGACAGCAUCAGGCGCAAGGAUUACGAGACCCUGGUUGAGGAAUAUAUCAAGGCAAGGAAGUUCGCAGACGAGGCCCGGAAGCUCACCCAGGAUAUUGGCUCAUCACAGCCUACCGAGGCCCAACUAUACCAAAUCCUACUCGCAGCUCGCAUGUGGCACGAUGUUGACGAGCAGAUCCAGUCCUUCAAGCGUGAAGUAUGGAGGAAAUUGGUAUCUUUGCACAACAUUUCAAAGGCCGAUUCGGUCCCAGGCCAUCCCCAAGACCAGCAUAUGGAACUAAUCACGCUACUUUUGGAGCUGGGCGUCGAGGACAACCCAAUAUGGGUAUGGCUUAUCAGCCGAUACGACUAUCUGAAGGGGAAGAUCCAAUCUGCCGCAGACAGGUCCAAGGUUGAGAUAGAGGUCUUGCGACGACGCCUCGCCAAUGCCGAGAAGCCUGCGCCCGAGAUCAUCGCUUCUCAUAUGCGGUCGCUAGGACGUCAGUCAAUCGAGAACAAGUCGGCAACUUUUGACUCUGCCGACAUCGUGGAGCUGUGGGAGAAGAUGGUCUCCUUUAUGGCAGCAUUGCUAUCAUCUCAAGGCAUCCUUGGGGAGGUCGUAGAGUUCUGGCAGACAGUCCAGGGCUUUAUCGACGGCAAGACGCAACGGACCCUACCGGUGGGCUACAACAGCGAAUCGAAGGGUCACCAUCGGCUCUCCCAACAAGGCACGAUCGAUCUGCAAAAGGCCACGGUCGAGCUUGUCGACAUGAUACGUGAGCACGUGCUCAUGUUCUUCGCUGGACCUCCGCCAGAAGACAUUUCCCUUCUCGUCUCUCCAUUACCGCAAUCGCCAAACACGCCGAUGCACGCGUCAAUAUCUGGUUCACUGACCCCGACAGCACUCAGGGAUCCUCGGUUCAACUUCGACCCCAACAACCUGCCCCCCCCGUCCCCGAAACGGGGCGAGGCGUGGGAGAAGUUCGCCUUCUGGCCGCCCUGGUCAAACUCCAUCAGCGGGGUUCAUUAUCUUUCCAAGAUGCUUGCCCUCGUGGGGGCAGGAGCGUCGGAAAUGGCGAGCAUCACCCCUGUUGGCCAGAGCGGAUCCCCGGAGCUGGAAGGUUUGAAGACUCUCGUCGGCGCGGCAAGAGAGCGUUGCGUUACGGCAGUCUGCGCCGCGUGGAACCGGGACGCCGAAAACAUCAAGUUUGUCGAGGACUGGAAUCGUUCCCCCGACCGCAAGGACGUCACCAAGAUGCCGGCGAGCUUCUCGGCAUUUGAGGGCGCGCUGCUGAGCGGCAUGCAGAAAAUCCUGUACAUCUCGGAAGCCAUGUCCAAGCCCGGAGCGGGGGAUAUUGUCCUCCCUCCCCCGACAAAGCUCCUACAAAUGGUCCGCAGCCAGUACGUCACGACGCUCUAUAAGGCGCUGGGCGGUAUGGUUGAGAACGCGGAGCGAUCUCUCAAGCAAGAGGAUGACGAGUGGACUACCGAUGCCGAUAACUUUGUGGUUUUGAAUGGCGCGCGGAGUGAGCGAGCCUCGCUGGUUGGAGGCGGCACUAUCAAUGCUGGGGACAGGAAUGUGCGAAUGCUUCUGACUCUCAGCAACCUCCAAUACUUGCGGGCACAAGUGGUGCCGAGUCUCAACACGCAGUUUGAGAAUGCCUUCUCGGUGAAGCUGACGGACGAGACGAAAACCAUCCGGGACGUCCUCGGACAGAUCGACGCCCGGCUCUUCCAAUCGUACACGCGGCCGUCGAUCGAGAACCUGCGCAAGGUGAUCGGCAAGGGCGUGACAGCCCCCGACUGGGCGCCAGCGGCGCGCGAGAAGCCGCGCGAGGUCAGGCCGUACGUGUACGAGGCGCUCCUGAGCCUCGUGCUGGUGCACACGCAGGUGUCGACGACGGCGUCGUCGCUGACCAGCCAGGUGCUCUCGUACCUCCUCGAGCAGGCGUCGCGGGAGCUGCUCGAGGCGCUCAAGACGCGGCCGCGGUACCCGCUCGAGGCGCUCAUGCAGGCGACGCUGGACGUCGAGUUCGUGGCGCAGACGCUGUCGCAGUACACGACGGACCGGGCGUCGGAGCUGCAGGGCCAGAUCUACCAGGAGCUCGACGGCCGCACCGACAACGACGCCCGCGCCCGCCUGCAGGGCCAGCUGCCCGAGAUGAGGAGCGUGCUCAAGAGGCUGCGCGAGGCGAGCAAGAGCGAGUUCGCGUGCUUCAGGAAGCCGAAGAGGUCCCAGGUCGGGUCCGGGUCCGGGUCCGGUUCUGUUACUAGUCCAAGUUCCGCUGGGUUCGACAGGAGGGAUACGGGCUUCAGUGACCCGUCGGGAUAGGCUGUUUGGGACGGGAGACCAUGUCCUGCCCCCUGUUUGAAUUAUUUAAUAAGAUACCACUGAUGCUAUUGCUACCACUCAUCCCACAUUUUUACUCUGCUCUUUUACUCUAUAUACGUUUUGUGUCGAUGAAGCGUAGUCGCCUCACUCAGCCAUUGCAAGACUUCCUUCCGGUGUUAACUCGAAACACCAAUGGCAAUCAUUCAAGGUAGAAGAGGAAGAAGCCUAAUUCAAUUGUCUAUGAAGAGCUAAUGUAAU